GUACAUCUUGUCAAUAACAAACGAGGAGGAGAUCCGGGAGUACAUUGCCGACCUCAUCCAGGGCACCGAUGGCAAGAAGAGCUGGUUCGUGGAGGAGCUGCUGUCCAGGUGGAGGAAAUCUGCCCAGCUGCCCUCCGAGCCCUUCCCAGCCUACCGCAAAAAGGACGAGGCACUGGAAGUACCGCGGGCUGGAGACCAAGGGAAGAAGGGGAAGCGGAAAGGACGGAACAAGCAGGAGACACUGGCGUACGCCGAGCCCAGCGCACACGUGGAAGAGGUGAAAACCCCCCUCGACCUGGCCAAGGCCCAGGAGAGCAGCAGUGGAGUCGGCAGCAGUAGCAUUUCCUCUAAAAAGAAGCCCAAAUAUGUCAGCCUGUACACCAAGGAGGGGCAGGACAAGUUGGCUGUGCUCAUCCCAGGGCGUCACUCCUGCGAGUGCCUGGGCCAGAAGCACAAGCUCAUCAACAACUGCCUGGAGUGCGGCCGCAUCGUCUGCGAGCAGGAGGGCUCUGGGCCCUGCCUCUUCUGUGGGGCCCUGGUGUGCACUAAAGAAGAGCAGGACAUCCUUCAGCGGGACUCCAACAAGAGCCAGAAGCUGCUGAAGAAGCUCAUGGCAGGUGCUGAAAGUUCAGGGAAUUUGGAUGCCAUAAGCAAAGACUUGCUGCCUCGCCAGGAAGCGAGACUGAAGGCAGGCCUGGAGAUGGCUGUGAAGCACAAAGACAAGUUGUUGGAAUUUGACAGGACAAGCGUUCGUCGCACGCAAGUCAUUGAUGAUGAAUCGGAUUAUUUCGCCACGGACUCCAACCAGUGGCUCUCCAAGCAGGAGAGGGAAGCCCUGCAGAAGAGAGAGCAGGAGCUGCGGGAGCUGCGCCAUGCCUCUAGGCUGGCUAAGAAAAUCACCAUCGACUUUGCUGGCAGGCAGAUCCUGGAGGAAGACAGCAGCAUGGCCGAGUACCACAGCAAACUGGAUGAAACCAUUGAAGCCAUUAACUCUGGGGUGCUGAGCAAUCCAGCUGGGAGCCUGGAGGCAAAGGCGACGCUGAACUCCGGUGUUUUGGUGAAUCCACGUCUGCUUCAGCCUGCUCCUUUGUGGGUGGACCAAACUGGUUUGCUUCCUCAAAGGAAAGCCAUCCAUUCCAUGGACACUGGGAGUGAGUCUGGCUUGGAGCGGAAUAGGUUGCGGAUUCAGGAUCGAGAGCUGCAGGAGAUCUCAGAUGAUGGUUGGUGCCUCAGCAUGCACCAGCCUUGGGCUUCUUUGCUUGUAAGAGGAAUCAAAAGGGUGGAGGGCAGGACCUGGUACACGUCUCACAGAGGGAGGUUAUGGAUUGCAGCCACUGCUAAAAGACCUUCCCCUCAGGAAAUCUCUGAACUGGAGGCCACCUACAGAAUGCUGCACCGGAAAGAUGUGGAAUUUCCAAGCGAUUAUCCCUCAGGAUGCCUCCUGGGCUGUGUGGAGGUGACUGACUGUUUAUCACAAGAGCAAUUUCAGGAGCAGUAUCCAGACCUGAGCCAGGAGUCCGAGUCUCCAUUUGUCUUUAUCUGCACUAAUCCCCAGGAGAUGGUUGUGAAGUUUCCCAUCAAAGGCAAACACAAAAUCUGGAAGCUGGAUGCAAAGAUCCAUCAGGGAGCGAAGAAGGGGUUAAUGAAGCAGAAAGCUGUGGGGUGAGCGCCGGGGGAGCGGUGCCCGUUCCCACGCAGCACCCUCCGAAGGGUGCCAGGAUGGUCCUCAGCUCUGGAAGGCAGGUGCAAGACGGAUCCCUGAUCCCAGAUUAUUUUUAGGUAUUGCUUUAUCUGUUGUAUUCCAAAAAGCAUUAAAAGAGAUGUUUUUUUCACCAA
Molecule: messenger RNA, 1836 nt
Organism: Acanthisitta chloris (rifleman)
Lineage: Eukaryota; Metazoa; Chordata; Aves; Passeriformes; Acanthisittidae
Gene: TRIP4
Product: thyroid hormone receptor interactor 4
Exons: 12
Biological process (GO): positive regulation of DNA-templated transcription
Cellular component (GO): nucleus
Molecular function (GO): zinc ion binding; transcription coactivator activity
Source: RefSeq, a predicted model, not a curated record